Messenger RNA from Conger conger (European conger), 5136 nucleotides. RefSeq names its product RAB3 GTPase activating protein subunit 2 (non-catalytic) (gene rab3gap2). Lineage: Eukaryota; Metazoa; Chordata; Actinopteri; Anguilliformes; Congridae. The record is from RefSeq and is a predicted model, not a curated record. Gene Ontology annotation, biological process: regulation of GTPase activity. Bases 445 to 4593 code for a protein of 1382 amino acids. The transcript has 35 exons.
CAUGAGUUGUGAGCGAGUAGGCUAUAUAAAGGUGGUGUAGAGCGUAUAGAAGUUAGGAUAAACGGAUGCAUACAAUCUGAUACUUCUAUCAUAAAAGGAAAGCUUUAAAAAAAGCGCGUGGCCGAGUUCAUCCACAUCUAUUGAGGGCGACAUACAAGAAAUCCACAGCUCAAGCGCUCAGCCACUCGGCCUGUGUUUGUCUUUUUCUCUCAAUACGUCAGCGCUGUAAAAAGCAUAAUCAAACUGCGAAAAGCAAGCAACAUCGGAUUACCUUGCUAAAACCGCUGACCAAUAUUUGAACUGAAGUCACCUCGCUUUAUGUCACGAAUACAAAUAAAUAACAUUCACGUCGUCUGUUGUAAGUCUGCAGUCAGAGUUUUACAGUUUAACGUUAGCUAGCCCCCAAUUCUCUUGGUGUCAGGGUUGACUCGCUUCGGGCUCGACAUGUCCUGCUGUCUGCUGGAGUUCUGUCGGGCUCAGGAGCUCAAGACAGUCCGAGAGUUCUUGUUCCCAAAGAGCCUACGGACCACUGCAUCAGAUAAUAACAUCAAGAACAAGACAGAUGAGGAGGUAAAUUGGGAGGAAGCAGACUGGGGCUCUUGGGAAAGUCCUGAUGCCCAAGAUGGUCAGAACACGGAGGAAGAGGAGAGCGUGCCUUCCUCCCAGAGUGCCGCCUGGCUACAGGACUGUGCAGUAUCUCUCUCUCCUUGCUCCGAUCUGCUGGUCAUCGCCCGGGAGCACAAGGCUGCGUUUAUGUCCGCAAAAUGGCGGACAGACGAGGCGGGGCAGGAGGAGAUGACCCUGGCAGUGUCCUGGAGCGGAACACUGAGUACCGAGGAGGGCGAGUGUGUGACCAGCGUGAUCUGUAUCCCUCUAGCCAGUCAGAAGAGGAGCUCGACUGGUCGGCCAGACUGGACCUGCAUAGUUGUAGGGUUCACCUCGGGAUAUGUGCGCUUCUACACAGAGAGUGGGGUGCUGCUCCUGGCUCAGCUCCUACAUGAAGAUCCUGUAUUACGGCUCAAGUGCAGGACCUAUGAGAUCCCACGCCACCCGGGAGUCACUGAACAGCAUGAGGAGCUGAGUAUCCUGUACCCUGCAGCACUGGUUACCAUUGAUGGUUUCAGCCUCUUCCAGUCCCUGCGAGCCUGCAGGAACCAAGUGGCACGCGCGGCUGCGGCAGGCAGUGACUCGGUGCAGCCCCCCCCUCUGGCCUAUAAGAAGUGGGGCCUUCAGGACAUGGACACCAUUGUUGACCACAGCAGUGUUGGCAUCAUGACCCUGUGCGUGUUCGACCAGAUGAAGAACGCUUCUAUCCUGGGGGGCUUCCACGCCUCAGUGAAGGGCAGCCCCCCCGCCAUGUGCCAAUAUAUCACAGUAGGGGGAGGCCCCUUCACUGGAUUCUACUACGCUGUAGAGGGCAGCUCUCAGCCCCUCCUGUCGCACGUGGCUCUCGCUGUGGCCAGUAAACUCACGUCUGCUCUCUUCAGCGCAGCCAGUGGAUGGCUGGGCUGGAAGAAUAAAAAUGAGGAGGAGCCUGUGCAGAAACAGAAGCCAAAGGUGGAGCCGGCCACACCCCUGGCAGUCAGAUUCGGUCUCCCAGACUCACGGCGCCAUGGCGAGUCCAUCUGUCUGUCUCCCUGCUACACGAUGGCCGCUGUGACGGACGACUUUGGGAGAGUCACCUUGCUGGACUUAGCACGAGGCAUCGCCAUAAGAAUGUGGAAAGGUUACAGGGACGCUCAGUUGGGUUGGGUGCAGGUGUGUGAGGGGAGGGGGGAGGGUGAAAACGUCACCUCCCCCACCUUCCCCCGCCGCCACGCCCAGUUCCUGGUGAUAUACGCUCCGCGCCGGGGUAUCCUGGAAGUGUGGGGGACCCAGCAGGGGCCACGUGUGGGAGCCUUCACUGUGGGGAAGCACUGCCGCUUGCUGUAUCCUGGCUACAGGCUAAUGGGGGUGAACAGCGUGACCAGUCACGGCUGGCAACUCCACACUCAGCAGGUGUGUCUGCUGGACCCAACCACUGGAGUGCUGCGGACUAUCACUGUCCCCUUUCACCUGGCUCUAAGUGAUAAGAAGAGCGAGCGGGCGAAAGACAUGCACCUGCUGAAGAAGAUGACCACCCUGCUGAGGACCCAAGAGCUGGAGCCGGGUGAGGAGCUGCCAUCCACACAAAAAAGUUCCUGUAAAACGCAUGCACACGUCCUGGAGAAAGAAGCCCACACUAUCCUUCUGGACAUCAAGCAUCCCGCUAUUAAGAAGCAGGCUCUGGAGUCAUUGUUAUCCAAUAAGAACGCACCGGUCUCGUGCCUGACCAACAUCACUCGUGCACUCUUGGAUAGCAUGAAGGGACAAGAUCCUGAGGCAGUUGAAGAGAGCCUGUUGCAGCUCUGUUCCUCUCAGUUGAAACUCCUGCAGCUCUACACUGACAUCCAGGCCCUUCAUUCUGCCAGCACUGACACAAACAUGGCUCCGCCCAGCAGUAUCGACGAGCGUAUCGACCAGGAUGUGGCUCGCGUCUGGCCAAUGCUGCAGCGCUACACCGAGUUGAUGUCCCGCCCCUCCGUCUCCUUCGCCCAGGACCCUGGGGGCGCACUUCCUGCACGCAACUUCCUGUGUCAGCUGGAGUGCGAGACCGGGGGGGCUUUGCGAGUAUUAAGGGGUCAGGACACAGACUGGACCCGGCUAGGAAGUUUUUUCUUCUGGGGCUGUCUGUGUGGGGAGAGCUCCGUAGAGAAGGUGUGUGGCACACUACAGGACGCUGGCAUCAGUCCCCAACAGCUACUGUCUCUCUUGUUGAGUGUGUGGCUGCACAGAGAGAGGGAGCUACUGAAGAGGCCGGAGGCCGUUACUUGCCUGCAUCUGCUGCUGACUGCACUGAGCAGCAUGCCAGGAGCUGUGGAUGAGUCCUGGGACAUGCAGUGCGUCUCCCCCUGGUGGCAGCAGGUCCGAACUGCGUGUUUAGAUUCGGAGAACGCUGGCGCCGCCCUGCUGGCUGCGCUGGUGGCCCACAGGUCUGCCAAGAACUGCAUUACCGCUCUGGCUGAGAGUAAGUUCCAGUCGGAGUGGGAGGCCGUGUCUCUGGAGCUGGAGCAGUGGUCGGUGUGCGUGAGGCAGCUGGAGGACCUGCUGGCCCUGCAAACACUGCUCUGCCUGCCCUGCCCACGGGGGGCACCAGGGGGCGCCCUCACCCGCUGCUCCAUCAGAACCCUGCUGGAGAGCGGCAGAGGUGGGGUGGCUGACAGUGUAGCAAAGUGGGUGUUCAGGCAGGACUUUGUGCCCGAGUCGCUGAAAGAAGUCCUCCAGAGGAGGGCGCAGCAGGAAAGGCAACAGCCAGAAGAGCAGGGGGAGGAGGAGCGAACAGCAGAACAGCCCCCUGAGGAGAAGGGCGAGAAGGGCGACUUCCAGAGGGCGGCAGAGCUGCUGGUCUCUGUGAGACAGCGUUUCCCAGAGUCCCUUUCUCCUGACCUGCUGUUCUCUCAUUGCUGCUGGGAGUAUGUGGUGCAAUGGAACAAAGACCCAGAGGAGGGUCGAAACUUGUCCUGGGCAGUAGAGCACCUGAAGCUGGUUACCAGCCCACACAUUCAGCAAGGUAUCGCGGUGAUGAUGUGGAACACGUUCAUUGUGAAGCGCUUCUCUGCUGCUACGUUCCUCGUGGAGAAGGUGGGAAAAGCACCAAAGGAUCGACUGUGUCGACGGGACUUGGGGAUGGGAGAAAAUGCCAUGACAUCCUUCCUGGGCUCCUGUUGCCAGCUUCUGCAAACACUAAUGGAGGCUGACGCGGCCGUAGACGAGGUGCCCCCCCCUGAACUGUGCGUGGAGGAGGUGUGGGGAGGCGCGGACGGCCCGGCCUCCAUCGCAGAGCUGGCUCUCGAGCAGAAGGGCGUGCACUACCCCCUGGUGCAGCACCACUGCCUGCUGUCCUCCAUUUUACACGCCACCAUGAUGUUCAGGCUGAGAGGGGUGAAGCCCCUGAGCUUGUUCGACAGCAAGGGGAAGAACGCUUUCUUCAGAGAUCUAACGUCCAUCCAGCUCAUGCCCAGUGGGGAUCUGGACCCCAGUUUAGUGUCCCUGAGGCAGGAGCUCCUGCUGAAAGUGCUGACGAGCUGGGUCCAGACUCAGGGAGAGGCGGCGGAUUUGUCCUCCGAGCUGGGACCCAUCGACGACUCGUGGCCCUCGCUGUGCCUGGAUUUGGGGCCUGUGCUGCAGGUGAACCCUGACAUUCUGCGGAGGCACUUCGUGUGCGAACUCUACAGCCAGGGCCUGGACCAGCGGGCAGAAGAGGCAAUGCUGGAGGUGGAGGACAGGGAGGUUCUGGGCUCUCAGUUGUUGAUUCUGACGGGUCAGAGGUUGUCCUACUCCCUGCUGCACACUCAGACCAAGCCUGGCAUGGAGCUUCUGGCCCGCCUGCCACCAAUGCUCUGCACCUGGCUCAAAGCCAUGGACCCCAGCAACCUGCGCUGUCCCUCCGUCCCCCUGGCCUACAACAGUCGGCUGGUAAGCCGCACGGUGGAAGUGUUGCCCGAGAGCCACGCCCAGUACAACCUGGCCCUGCACCUGCAGGAGGCCGUGGACAUGCUGGAAGGAGAGGCCUAAAAACCAGGAGAGAGAAAGAGAGAAUGAUGCAUAAGAUAGGCAUGGAGAGAUGGGAAGAGGAAAAGAGACCUGAGGAGGAGAUAGGGUGAGGGUGGAACAAGCGGAAGACAUUAGACUGAAGAGUAUUGGUCUUAAGUAGGAUUAUAUUUGUUUGGCUGUGUACUGGCUUUGCACUUUCAGCCUGCUGUACAUAGCAGCUUCUAAACCAGAACACAUUCAUACCAACACAUUCUCCUGCUGCCAAGGCCAUGUAAGGUGCAGGAGAUAUUUUAAGGGUGUGUGCUGUCUCCAUGAUCUGUCUGCAUAAAUGGUUAGCUGUAGUUUAUAAAUGUGUAAGAAGGGUAUUUCACCUCUGUCUUUCACUAUCUGCAAAGACUAACAAUGUAUUAUAAAAAAUAAAUGAAUACCUUAUUUUACUUAUUUAUACAUAUACACAGUACUGUAAUAGCUGUGCCUGUUGCCUCCCAUACUCUACAUGGAAGCGUUUAGCAGAUUCACUUGUAUUCAUAUGCGCAAAAGAAAGGAUUAAAACUGAACUUGGUA